Lottia gigantea (owl limpet) is the source of this 1977-nucleotide messenger RNA. RefSeq lists its product as hypothetical. NCBI's taxonomy places the organism in Eukaryota, Metazoa, Mollusca, Gastropoda, Lottiidae. The record is from RefSeq and is a predicted model, not a curated record. The transcript has 19 exons. The coding region runs from base 1 to 1977 and encodes 658 amino acids. Gene Ontology annotation, biological process: snRNA processing. Gene Ontology annotation, cellular component: integrator complex.
AUGACUAAAAUAAUCUGGUCUAAAUUUCAGGUUUGCUUGUCCAGUAACCCGAGCAAGCCAUGUUUUGUGCUGUAUUUUAAAGGAGUAACAGUAAUGUUAGAUUGUGGUCUUGAUAUUGCUCAAGUUCAACAUUUUCUUCCCAUUCCAGUUGUACCAGGGACACAGAUAUCAAAAGCUAGAAGUUGGUCUCCAGGUUUUGAGAAGAAGAUUAAAGAAUGUUCUGGUAGAUUAUUUGUUGAUGGGGCUUUUGAAUUAGCUACUCCAGAGUUGAAGAUUUUAGAUUUAAGUUCAAUAGAUGCUAUACUGAUAUCUAACAGUACUUGUAUGUUAGCUUUACCUUAUAUAACUGAGUAUACAGGAUUUAAAGGCUAUGUUUAUGCCACAGAACCAGCUCUUCAAGUAGGGAGAAUGUAUAUGGAGGAACUAGUGAACUAUGUAGAAAGAAAUCCUAGAACUAAUAUAUCUUCUAAAUGGAAACAUGAAGAUAUUAUCAAAAAUUUACCACCACCAUUAAAAGAAGCUGUUAAUCCAUUACUAUGGAAACAGUGUUAUACCAAACAUGAUAUUGAUUCUAGUUUAUCAAAGGUUCAAGUCGUCGGCUUCAACCAAAAAAUGAAUAUAUAUGGUUGUGUUGAGUCAACAGCAGUUAGUUCAGGGUAUAGCCUUGGUAGCAGUAACUGGGUAAUUAAGUCUACACAUGAAAAGGUUUGCUAUGUAUCAGGAACUUCUACAUUAACCACACAUCCAAAGCCAUUGGAGCAGUCACCAUUACGCAAUAGUGAUGUUUUAAUAUUGAGCUGUUUGACUCAAACACCGUUAGCUAAUCCGGAUGCCAUGAUUGGUGAAUUCUGCGUUAAUACAGCUGUAACAUUAAAGAAUGGUGGUAAUGUUCUGGUGCCAUGUUAUCCAUCUGGUAUUACCUAUGAUUUAUUUGAGUUACUGUCUAUACAUCUAGAUAGGUGUGGUCUAGCUAGUAUACCGAUGUACUUUCUUUCACCAGUGUCAGAUAGUGCUUUAGCUUACUCCAACAUCUUUGCUGAAUGGUUGUCCCAGAAUAAACAAUCUAAAGUUUAUUUACCAGAGUGUCCUUUUCCACAUGCAGAGUUACAAAAUCAAGGGCGAUUAAAAAAUUUCAAAAGCUUGAAUGGUAAGUUCCUAAAGUCAAAUGACUUAAUCAUAAAGGCACCAUGUGUUAUGUUUGCUGGGCAUCCAUCUUUAAGAAUGGGAGAUGUGGUACAUUUUGUUGAAUUAUGGGGGAAACAUGCAGCUAAUACUAUUAUAUUUACAGAGCCAGACUUUCCAUACUUAGAAGCUUUGGGACCAUUUCAACCUUUAUCCAUGAGAGUUUGUUACUGUCCAAUUGAUACCAGUUUAGAUUUUGGUCAAGCUAAUAAAUUAUUAAAAGAUUUACGUCCAUUACAUCUAGUUGUAUCAGAGACAUAUACUACACCACCCAUGAUGGCAGCCCAUAGAACAGAUCUCACUAUAGACUGGGAGCCAUCCCCUUUUACCUACAGUAGGGGUCAAGUAUUAUCACUUCCUGUUAAACGAAAAUUUCAGUCAGUCGACAUUGAUACAGAGUUAGCAGCAAAAAUGGAGCCAGUGGAGGUCAAGCCAGGGUCAGCCAUCACAAUGUUAACUGGUUCACUUAAAAUUCAUGAUAACAUUUACACUUUAAAACCUCUUCCUAAAGAUGCUCUUAUUGGUCAAAAACGUUCACAUGAUGGAUUUAAUGUACACAAAAAGUCCUAUAUCUUUGGUUCUCCUAACAUUCAAACUUUUGUAGAUGUUAUGACACAGCAAGGAAUAUCAUCUAUAAAAGUUGAGGAAACUGGAAGUGGAUCCAUUAUACAUCUUCCAAAUGAUGAUACAUUAAUACAAGUUGAUGGAGAUUCAACACAUAUUAUUUGUGAGGGUGAUGAAUCUAUUCGAGUUAAAAUCAGAGACUCACUGAUUAAAUGUUUAAAGAAAUUAUGA